AUGAAUUUCUUCCUUCUCGUCCUUGUCUUUGUCGCCCUAUUCGCCGUGGCCGUUGUGGAGGCCGGAGAUUCAGAUCUUGGUGGAAUCUUCGGAGGAAUCGGAGGACUUUUCUCGUCAAUCAGUGGAAUGGCUGGAGCCGCCGGUGGAAAGAAGAAGUAG
Messenger RNA from Caenorhabditis elegans, 159 nucleotides. It is a transcript of the gene F49F1.15, whose product is annotated as F0F1 ATP synthase subunit B. The coding region runs from base 1 to 159 and encodes 52 amino acids. The record is from RefSeq and is marked reviewed. Lineage: Eukaryota; Metazoa; Nematoda; Chromadorea; Rhabditida; Rhabditidae. The transcript has a single exon.